Armigeres subalbatus is the source of this 715-nucleotide messenger RNA. RefSeq names its product chromosome transmission fidelity protein 8 homolog. The transcript is spliced from 3 exons. The record is from RefSeq and is a predicted model, not a curated record. Gene Ontology annotation, cellular component: Ctf18 RFC-like complex. Lineage: Eukaryota; Metazoa; Arthropoda; Insecta; Diptera; Culicidae. Gene Ontology annotation, biological process: mitotic sister chromatid cohesion. The coding region runs from base 161 to 649 and encodes 162 amino acids.
CAAAACAAAAUUCGUUUUGCAGAUCGCGCGCGCAAUAAUUUUUAAGGGAAGGUCUCGCACCAAAGAUAAGUGAAGCAGGUCAAUAAUAAUUAAUUUGUAUUUUGUAAAUUGUUGGCAUUGUUUAUUUUGUUUAGUUUAUUAUUGAAAACUUAUUGCGGAAAUGCCCAUCUACAUAAGAAACCCAAAUCCACAUGGAGACAUUGAGGAGUGGUGCAUUGUUGAACUUCAAGGUGAUUUGGAGGUGCGCGGUGAUCGCCUCAUGGACGGACAGUUUAUCGGAGACCUUCUCUACAAUAAGUAUGGACAGCCGGUUCUUAUAAUCGGUCAUCAUAUCCUGCAAGGACGAUUGCAGAAAAUCGACAAACCCCUGCUGGUGAUGGAGAAAUGCGAAACCCGGAAACGACACAUCACCGAAUCGGGCAACGAAGCUGACGACCCGGAAAACGAAACCAUGCUGGACGUCAGUCAGGUUAGCCACCUGGACAGCACGAUUGCCUCCUCCAAUCGAACCAUUCUGGAUUCAACGCUGGCUGUGGAACACAAAACCAUCCCCAAAACAGAGUACCAGGUACGGGCCGUUGUCAAGCACAAGAUACUGUUCAAAGCUCGACCCAAACCGAUCAUCGCCAAUGUCGGAAAAAGUGUUUAGUCGCUUUAGGUUUGCAUCUAUUUAUUGUGUCGAAAAAGUUUAAAAAAUGUAUCUUUUAAUCGUAAA